Messenger RNA from Volvox carteri f. nagariensis, 1743 nucleotides. RefSeq lists its product as uncharacterized. Bases 178 to 1326 code for a protein of 382 amino acids. Lineage: Eukaryota; Viridiplantae; Chlorophyta; Chlorophyceae; Chlamydomonadales; Volvocaceae. The transcript has 10 exons. The record is from RefSeq and is a predicted model, not a curated record. Gene Ontology annotation, biological process: plant-type cell wall organization.
CAAAGGGGUGCGCCUUGAGGCGUCCGUGACCUCCUUAAUUUAUCGGACAACCUGACGUUUUGGUCGCGCGGGUGACUGCCAGACCGCCCUGCAAAAGGACAGCCCGUCCACGACGACCGGGACAAGCUUCCUGUUGACUGUGAGGCCGUCCAUAAAUAUCCAUAUAUCUCCUUCAUAAUGGAGUUGCUCCUUGCAAUCGCGCUUGGCGCAGCGCUCUUCGGGGGUUUCGGGAGCCCUGCAUCCGCCGGCUACGACUGGCAGUGGCACACAGGCCGCGCAACCCAUUACGGAGGACCGGGUGAUCCUUGGAGCAUCCAUAACGGCCACUGUGCAUAUGGCUAUCUCGACCCGAACGUUGAAGCUCGCAAGAGCUCGUCAGGCCCAGACGAGUUAGGAGGCUCAUGGACCGCAAGACCAAGCGAGAAAUUCAGUAACAAGUUUGAUAACUCGGUUUCGGUAGCGUUGCGUCUGUCGUCCGUUAGAACUGGUUGGGACAUCUGCGCCCCUUCUGACCAAAACUGGGACUACGAUGCGGCCACAAGCAACUGCGGGCUUUGCUACGAGGUGGCAUGCCAGGGAAUGGACUUCAACGAUUUCUACGGCAAUUCACUUGAGCGACAGAGCGUAUGCUAUGACUCUUCCGCAAGUGUCAUCCUGAUGGUGACAGACCUCUGCCCCUGCUACUAUCCGGCAAACCAGUACUCCAAUAAAAGGUGGUGCUGCGGCGACAUGCAGCAUUUCGACAUCUCGAGCUACGCGUUCCAAAAGCUGGCGGAUAUGAAAUGGGGCGUAAUCGGAGUUAAGUACCGACGAGUACCUUGCGACUACCAGCCAGCGAACCGAGCCCAGCUUCCGAGUUUUAUGCAGGGUUGGAGCGACAGCGGCAGCUGGAGCAUCUCCCGGUGGGGUCGCGACUCAAGCUGGGGCUUCGACGGACAGCAAGCCUACUGCGUGACCAUGGGCGGCUACGCCGGCAUCCAGUUCAACGGCUGGUCGGGUGUAUUCAGCUCCAAGCGGACGCUCGAGUUCUAUGCCCGCCAGAACAACGGGGGUACGCCCGACGUCAGCAUCAAGCUCACCGCGCCGUCGGGCGGUUGCAAGGCGCUGCAGUUGCGCGACAUGACGCCCAAGGACCAAACUAGCAAUUGGUCCCGCUUCCAAGUACAGCUAAGCGCUUUUGACUGGCGCCAAAGUGGCGGUGGCGAUGGCAGUGCGUUCGGCGGCUGCAGCGACUCCAUCAACGACUGGUCCGUCAACGUCCUCGUCAUUAUGAACAACUGGGGGGGCAAUCAAGACCUGUGCAUCGAUCAAGUAAAGGUCUACUAAUUGAUAGCGGCCGUUACCAACGCCGCGGCGUUCUUUGUUAUCCGUAUGUUUUGCGCUUGCUGAAGAGAGCUGGGGAAAGCAUUCGGGGUCGUGCAUUGGGCAUUGCGAGGCGAACACCUUGGCAGCUUACAACCGGGAGAAUGACUUUAGGUGGAAGGAUUGCGUGCAUGUGCUUGAGCAUUGCAUGAAUAAAUAGGGUAAAUAGGUAGUCGCAGUGCAGGACGGCAUUUGGCGUGCGUGUAAAAUGGCCUAGCAGGUCGAAACGUACUGCACGUGCGCUUCCAUAGAGAUGUGGCGGCAUCGUGUACGUGGACGACGAUUGUGCAACUGUACGAUAUUGAAGAUAGCAUGUACACGCGAUGCCGUCAGAACGGUGGGCAUCUGCAAAGUUCGUGGAGAAGUAAUUGCGUUUGGAUG